UCUCCUCACUCAGCUGAUAAAUUUUAGUUUGCGAGGAAAAAAAGAUUGUUAAUUCGAUUAUAAAGAUAGAUAAAUAAUUUUGUUGGGAAAUAGAUCGCUAAAUAAUUUCACGUUUAAUUCGUUUUUACUAUUGAGAUUGGCUAAUCCUAUAGUGGAGCUAUUUUCGAUCUGGACUAGAGAGUUUUAUUUUUUGUGAAUUAGGGAUUGUGUAUUAUUCAAUUGCUGUUGGGAGGAGUGAUGAAUUUGAAUGUCCAAUGGGAUGUCGGUUUAUGAUUUGUUGUUGUAACAAUGGGAGGCUGGUGCUGAAUAUUCUAUGUAUCAGUAGAGCUGAAAGUGGUUUAGGAUUGAACGGAUAAUUUUUGUUCUCAAUGUUUUGCCUUGUACAAUUAUGGAGGUGAUAAAUGGUUGUUAAAUUAGCGAAUGUGGUUUGGUGGAGGUUAUUUGAUGUAUAGCAGGCUCAACAGGGACGGAUUGUAAGUAAAUAAUUUAGGAUCUACUUUUUACUGUCAAACUCUGGUUAUUAGGAAUCCAUCGAUGUAGUCUCAAUUUCAGGUUGUUCAUUUUCUUUUUUAUUUGGUUACUUUUAUUUGCUUCUAUCGAAAUGUUACAAUCUGGUUGUUUUUAUUUGAUGGCGAUUGUGAAAGAUUCUUCAUGCAGUGCUGAUUCAAUGAAAGGAUAUGACCAUUAAUUUGUCAUGGGCGGUUGGUCGUGUCUCUAAUGUUUCCAUCUGUGUGUAUCUAAACAGAUUACGCUUGUUUUUCUAGGUCAACUUGUUGUUUGAUUCAUGUUUUUGUGUUCAUGCAUAGGCCCGAUGGUAGGUACAUUGUGUUAUACUAUGUGCAUUGACUGAUUGAUUCAAACACAUUAUUAAAAUGGGAAGAUGAGAUGACUAGGGAGGAUAUUGUAUAAAUGUAUUGUUAUCACCUUUCACUUUUUUUACAAGUGGGCAUGCAAUGCUUUAGGUGGUUGUUGGCUCCCUCUUGCCUAUAUUAUAGUCAGUGAUGCAAUUCAGCUUUAACUUCUCUGUGAUCAUGUGUCUGUGACUGUAUGACUUUCUGUUUUUGUGUUUCUAAGCCUUGUUCUGUGCCAAUUUGCGGCUUACAGCUUAUUAUUUUUUCAAGUAAAAUUAGUACAGUAACUGAUGCAACUUUGUCUAGUGGGUUAGAAAACAUUGUUUGAAUUAUGAAAACUUCAUAUACCUUUUUGCGCUCCCAAUGAUUCUUUAGCCCUUCAUUUGUGAUAAUUAUGUGCAUGCAUGCACUGGUUCUUACACAUUUUCUCUUCCAUCUUUGGUGCAGAAGGUGCUUUUGUUGUUUAUGUGGCAAUUCACAAGGUCUGAAUAUAUCUGCUGAUUCCCACUUUGAUGAGCUUGUAGUGCUUGCUUUCGACUAGAUAUUAUCCAAUAAAAUCCUCGUAGACAUAUUUGGACUUAUUUGUUUGCUUGUAUGCAACUGCUUGCGAAAUGGGUUCCAAAGGAAGGCUGCUAUUUGAUCUUAAUGAACCACCUGCUGAAAAUGAAGAUGAUAAUGAUAGUGUUGUUUGCUUCCAGCCUCAGAGGGCUAUUCCUUCAAUUACUGCACCAACCGACUUGUUUGUGGCAUCUGCUGGUCCCCAAGGGAUAGUAAAUAACAAUGCUUUCUCCCAUGCUUCUUCUGUAUCUGGUUUCCAGCCUUUCGUCAGGUCUAAAUUUGUUCAGGGACUUGAUGUUUCUGAUGAAAAAAAGAGUUUCAUGGAUGCGCUUAGCAAUGUUGCCUCUUCAUCCAAAUCAAGUAAUGGCCAGGAUAUGAAGGCUUCACCAAUUAUACAAUCAGGUUUGUUAAGUGUUCAGGAUGCAGAGAAAGAAGAAGGGGAAUGGUCUGAUGCAGAGGGCUCAGGCGAUGCUUACAAAAGAAGUGUUCUUCGUGAAGACUCAAGUGGUGCUAGUGAUAAACAGGUCUUGGAGAAAAGCUCAGUUGAGAUGAUUGAGAUCAAUGUCCAUGUUGCAGGUGCUGAUAAUAUAUCUCCUAAUCAUGGCAAUGUAAAGAAUGAAAACGGUGGUCCUUCGGAGAAGAAUCCUGAAACAAAUGACAAGAAAGGCGAUGCAUCCAUGGAUGGUUCAGAAGAAUCUGCUCCAAUGCCAAAACAGAGAGAAGUUAGAGGAAUUGAAGCUAAUCAUGCAUUGAAGUAUGGAAAUAGUAUUGGAAAGCGUCAUAAGCUGGACCAGCAGAAGGAGGCAAUGCUAGGGAAGAAGCGCAGCAGGCAGACCAUGUUUCUCAAUUUAGAAGAUGUUAAGCAAGCUGGUGUUUUGAAGUCCUCAACUCCUAGAAGGCAGAUUCCUGCACCAACUGUAAUCCGGACUAUGAAAGAAACCCGUCCUACUCUGGGAUCCGCCGAACGUGCGGAUAAGCAAAAUCAGCCUGUAGUUAGAGAUGCAAAACAAUCUGAUUUGUUGAGCAAUGAAGGAAAUACUUUUGUGGAGUCAAAUGAGUGUAAAUCUGAGAGUAAUGGUGACCAUAGUUUUGGGUCGAUUGGAGCUCCCAGGAAAUUCAAUACCACGACAGAUGUUUCUUCAGAAGGACAAACACCCGUGGUUCCUAGACAGGGUUCGUGGAAGCAGCCUCCCGACACAAGGCAACCUAAGAAUUCACCGUUCACUGGUAGGAAACCAGUUAUUAGCAGCCAGACUUCGGUUGAUCCAAAAUUAGCUGCAAAAAAAUUACCUACCAAGAAGCAAACUACAACAAGCAACCAGUAUCAAGAUUCUUCAGUGGAACGCCUUCUCCGUGAGGUGACAAAUGAAAAUUUUUGGCAUCAUCCAGAGGAGGAGGAGCUGCAACGUGUCCCUGGUAGCUUUGAUUCAGUUGAAGACUAUAUUAGGGUAUUUGAGCCCCUGCUUUUUGAAGAAUGCCGGGCGCAGCUUUAUAGUACUUGGGAGGAGUCAUUAGAAACAGUUCCAAAUCAUGUUAGGGUAUGCAUAAAAAGCGUUGAAAGACGGGAAAGGGGAUGGUUUGAUGUGAUUCUGACUCCACCGCAUGAAUACAAAUGGACAUUCAAGGAAGGAGAAGUUGCAGUUCUUUCAUCCCCCAAACCUGGAGCAGUUCAUAUUAGGAGGAAUAAUAGUUCCUUGGCCCUGGAAGAUGAGGAGAAGCCAGAAGUUAGUGGUCGUGUAGCUGGCACAGUCAGGAGAUAUAUACCUAUUGAUACCAGAGAGUAUACUGGUGCAAUCCUUCACUUCUAUGUUGGAGAUUUAUAUGAUUCUAGCAGCAAGAUUGAUGAUGACCAUAUUCUGCGGAAGCUCCAUCCAGGGGGUGUAUGGUACCUGACUCUGCUUGGUUCUCUUGCAACCACACAACGGGAAUACGUUGCCCUGCAUGCAUUUCGUCGUCUUAACAUGCAGAUGCAAAAUGCUAUUCUUCAGCCUAGUCCAGACCAGUUCCCAAAAUAUGAAGAACAGCCUCCUGCGAUGCCUGAUUGCUUUACUCCAAACUUUGUUGAACACCUUCGCAGGACCUUUAACGGACCCCAGUUAGCUGCAAUUCAAUGGGCUGCAAUGCAUACAGCUGCUGGUACAUCAAAUGGCGUGACAAAAAAAUCCGAGCCAUGGCCCUUUACUUUGGUCCAGGGUCCUCCUGGCACCGGUAAAACGCAUACAGUCUGGGGAAUGCUUAAUGUGAUCCACCUUGUCCAGUACCAGCACUAUUAUACGGCAUUGCUAAAGAAACUGGCACCUGAAAGCUAUAAGCAGGUUAAUGAGAGCAACUCAGACAAUGUGGCCUCUGGAUCCAUUGAUGAAGUUCUGCAGAGCAUGGAUCAGAAGCUAUUCCGGACUCUUCCAAAACUUUGCCCAAAGCCUAGAAUGCUCGUGUGUGCUCCCUCAAAUGCAGCAACUGAUGAGUUGCUUUCACGUGUACUUGACCGUGGAUUUAUUGACGGCGAAAUGAAGGUUUAUCGACCUGAUGUUGCUCGAGUAGGUGUGGAUUCUCAGACUAAAGCUGCUCAGGCAGUUUCUGUGGAACGAAGGACUGAACAACUUCUAUCAAAAAGUCGAGAUGAGGUCCAUGGAUGGAUGCACAGUUUGAGGAUUCGUGAAAGUCAAUUAUCUCAGCAAAUUGCUGGCCUUCAAAGAGAACUUAAUGUUGCUGCUGUCACUGGACGUGCACAGGGGUCUGUUGGUGUUGAUCCUGAUGUUCUUAUGGCAAGAGACCAAAACAGAGACGCAUUACUUCAAAACCUUGCAGCAGCUGUAGAAAAUAGAGACAAAACUCUGGUUGAGAUGUCCCGACUUCUCAUUGUGGAAGGUAAGUUUCGGGCUGCUAGCAACUUUAAUUUGGAGGAAGCUCGAGCAAAUCUGGAGGCAAGUUUUGCCAAUGAAGCUGAAAUUGUUUUCACUACUGUCUCGAGCAGUGGGCGCAAGUUGUUCUCUCGUCUAACUCAUGGCUUCGACAUGGUUGUGAUUGAUGAAGCAGCACAGGCUAGUGAAGUGGCAAUUCUACCUCCACUUUCACUUGGCGCAGCUCGCUGUGUUCUUGUGGGGGAUCCGCAGCAGCUCCCUGCCACUGUUAUCAGUAAGGCAGCUGGAACCUUGCUGUACAGUAGAAGCCUGUUUGAGAGGUUUCAGCAAGCAGGUUGCCCAACAAUGCUUUUAUCUGUGCAAUAUAGAAUGCAUCCACAUAUUAGGGAUUUUCCUUCGAGACACUUUUACCAGGGACGUCUUACAGAUAGUGAGAGUGUUGUUAAUUUGCCGGAUGAAAAAUAUUACAAAGAUCCUCUACUGAGGCCUUAUAUCUUUUUUGAUAUCAGUUAUGGGCGUGAAUCUCAUCGGGGGAGUUCUGUGUCUUAUCAGAACACACAAGAAGCACAGUUUUGCGUUCGUUUAUAUGAGCAUCUUCAGAAGGCUAUAAAAUCGUUGGGUAUUGGGAAAGUGUCUGUUGGCAUAAUUACCCCAUAUAAGCUGCAGCUGAAAUGCCUCCAAAGGGAGUUCAAGGAUGUCUUGAAUUCAGAUGAAGGAAAAGACAUCUAUAUUAAUACAGUCGACGCAUUCCAAGGCCAAGAACGUGAUGUCAUAAUUAUGUCUUGUGUGCGCGCAUCGAGUCAUGGAGUUGGGUUUGUUGCGGACAUCCGUCGGAUGAAUGUUGCUCUUACUCGAGCGAGAAGAGCUCUCUGGGUAAUGGGAAAUGCGAAUGCACUGGUGCAGUCUGAUGACUGGGCUGCACUAAUUGAUGAUUCCAAAGCACGAAGCUGUUACUUGGACAUGGAUUCUCUGCCUAAAGAGUUUAUCCCUGAGACUCCUACCUAUGGUGCUUUUUCCUCCAAGCUCUCUGGUGGAAGGGGCUUGAGAUCUGGGCCAAGGUAUAGAUCAUAUGAUUCACAAGUAUAGUCCAGAUCUGGCAAACCAUCGGAAGAAGAUGAAAAAUUAAAUGUAUUUAAAAUCCCAAGGAAUGGCGCUCAAGGCCAGGAGCAGAUUCGUUGGAUGACUGAUCAAUCUAUUGACAAAUCUCGAGGUGCCUGGCAACAUGGCAUACAAAAACAGAAUGUUGGUUCUGUUCUUGGAAAACUAGACCUUUAGCAGCUGAUUUGAUGAAAUCCUCCUUAUUUGCUUUCUGGGUAUCAGUUUGUCCCAUGGAAUAUUGUGGUCUUAAAGUACUAUUCAAAACCAUCCCAUCCUUGGCCUCAUCAUUGGACUGUGGAAGAUGAUAAAAGCACUAAGUGUCCUGGAGAGAAAGGAGUUCAAGUGAAUGAACCACAACUUGGGGCACUGUCAGGAAGAUGGGCUCCAAGGUCAAAAAUAUAUUUAUGAAAAAUGAGGCUACUUGCUUGGUGAGCGACCUUUGCAUUUUGGUAAGAUAUAACUUUGAGCUCACAAUUUGCUUGGUCACCUCAAGAUGUUGCUUGUGUGGGGGUGAGUGAAGAGAAAUCCCUUCCUCAGGUACUGAUUCCUUAUACCAAGGUGCUAUAUUUAGAAUUGACCAUGCAAGGAUCUUCACUUAUUUACCGAAUUAUUUGGAUAGAUUAGGAUGGAUGGGAUAUCAAGUCUUACUACAAAAUAGUUUCUUGAGGCGGAUGGAUUCCUUCAUGGAGAUUCUUGAUUUCCUUCUCCAACAAGGUUUCCUUAUCUAACGCGUUCCGCAGCUCACCACGUAUCUUGGAUGAUGGACCUCACGAUUUCAUAUGGUCGUACGGCCAUGGUUACCUUGAACAGAGAGGCGGAGUUCUCUGGAAUGGAAGUUCGCUCAGUGACCGACUCCUCUUUGAUGCAAGCUUCAAAAACUCUAGACAGGGAAACGGAAGAUAUUUCCGGGAGGGCUGGUGGCCGGUAGUCUAAAUCUUACUGCAUAUUUCGCUGAAGAUGUGAACCAGCUUAGUUUGUCCACACUGAAAAAGGUGUUGUAUAGAAUGUAGAUGUGCUAGAAAAAUUCUUUUAAAGAUGAAAAAAAGGAUGUUAGUAUAUUAUAUAUGUCUCCAUUACUUGAGCAAAGCCCCCAAAGUUGCACAUUUAAAAAAAUUGAAUUAAUCCAAAUGACUGAAAUCUUUUAGUGCU
This is a messenger RNA of Salvia miltiorrhiza (redroot sage), 6517 nucleotides long. Its product is annotated as helicase sen1-like. Gene Ontology annotation, molecular function: helicase activity. The transcript is spliced from 8 exons. The record is from RefSeq and is a predicted model, not a curated record. The coding region runs from base 1463 to 5356 and encodes 1297 amino acids. Lineage: Eukaryota; Viridiplantae; Streptophyta; Magnoliopsida; Lamiales; Lamiaceae.